Sabethes cyaneus is the source of this 1252-nucleotide messenger RNA. RefSeq lists its product as uncharacterized. The record is from RefSeq and is a predicted model, not a curated record. The transcript has 4 exons. Lineage: Eukaryota; Metazoa; Arthropoda; Insecta; Diptera; Culicidae. The coding region runs from base 59 to 802 and encodes 247 amino acids.
AUUUUAGAAGGUUUGUCGGAAGAUUGAUUAUCAGAAAUCAGUUAACGGGAGAUAAAGCAUGAAGCUGUGUGCUGUUUCCGUCUUGGUGGUGUUCCUCGUUGAGUUCAGCAGUGCUCGAUUAACACCGAUCCUCACGGGGUGUUCCCGUAGCGACCCAAAGUUCGAAAAAUGCGUCAAGCAGGUGGUGGAACGAAUCCGCUCCAACAUGGUGGCAGGAAACUACGGUGAAGGUCAACCGGACGCUCCACCGCUCGACCCCAUCCGGAUCGAUCGAAUGGCCAUCGACCAUGGGACGGGCUUUCGAGCCACCCUGUCGAACGUGACGAUCGAGGGUGCCGGGGCAUUCUCCAUUCGACGGGUUAAGCUGAACGUGGAGGAAAAAAUGUUCAACGUUAGCGUGCGGAUUCCCAGCAUGCUCGUGAAUGGCCAGUAUACGCUUGAUAUGCGGCUGCUGCUGCUACGGAUCACCGGUCAGGGUGAUUUCGAUUUACAGCUAAAUAACACGAUCGCCAACAUGCGCCUUAAGUACUACCUUAAGCCCGGCGCGGACGACCAGGAGUACGUUCAGCUCUAUCCGGUUCAGGUCAAACUACGCUUCGACAAGGGUCGGUUCCAUUUGCAUAACCUGUUCAACGGGGAUCCAACGUUGGGCCAGAUUGGGAACAACGUUAUCAACGAGGAUCCACUGGUGCUGCUGGAUGAGGUGCGGCCUGCCUUCGAGGAGAGCCUCGGCAAGAUUUUCAGCGAAAUGGCCAACAGUGCGAUCAGUGGCGCAACCGAGCUGGAGAUUUUACCGCUUUGAUUGAAUGGUUUUAUUGCUGGUGGGAUAAACAGAAAUCUCAUUUAUCUUUUUUUGUUUUCGUUUUUUGUCGACCGACCAAUUUGUAUCACAACAAGGUGCUGGCUGGUAUUUCCCACAAUCCAUCAUUGGCUGCUGCUAAUUAUUCACUUGUUGUGAAUGGAAGCAAGACAUUUGUUAUUCUCGAAUUUCUAAAACUCAAUUUCAGGGAAUUCGUUUAGACAGACAGCAGAUCGAAUUCAGCUGUGGAAUUUUUUUUUCGCGGAAAUCCUACUUAGAACGAAAUCGAAACCACGAGCUACUUAACGAUAUACAAACCAGCUCAUCAUCCACUUCCGAUGCAAAUGAGGUGCGAGCUGUCCCACUAGCACCAACUAGUCCUAAUUAGCAAAGUCAUCAAGCAGGUUCUCGUUAAUAAACGUCAGCAACUGCAAGUCAGUUUUUUUGUUGUUG